AGCGCGAGGCCCAGCUGAGAGCCAUGCUGGAGGUCACCCGGCAGCAGGCCACCCAGGCCGAGAGCCAGCUACAGGAGCUGCAGCAGCGAAGCAGCCAGAUCCAGAGCUCGGCCUGCAACCUGGCUUCCGUGGUCUCCGGCAAGUUCAGCCGCCUGCUGCAGGCCCUGGAGAUGCGUCGCAUUGAGGCACUGAGGGCCAUCGAGGUGGCCAAGACACAGGCACUGGCGCAGGCCCAGGAGGAGGAGCAGCGGCUACGGGGCCACCUGGAGGCCACGGCUGUCUUUGACCGCUGGACCCAGGACCUCCUGGAGCAGUUGGAUGACCGAACCUUCCUCCAGGGAUCACAGCUCCUGGCGCUCCCAGGGCCUCUUGGGCCGCUGAGCCCUCCACAGUGGGAUGCAGAUCAGCAGCUGGACGGCCUGAAGGAGUUUCUGAGCCAGCUCUGUGGCCUCCUCCUGGACAAUGGGGACCCCCGCGGGGCACCAGCUGAGGCGGCUGACUUGGGUCCCCCGGAGACCCCAGAUGCCCUGGCAUUGGUCCCAAGCCCGGUUUGUCCGCUGAGGAGGAAACUCUGGCAGAAUUAUCGCAAUCUGACCUUCGACCCGGAGAGUGCCAACCGCCACCUUUACCUGUCUCGGCAGGACCAGCGGGUGGAGCACCGGCGAGAGCCCCGAAGCCCGGCUGAGCCCGGCAGCUUCGAGCUCUGGCAGGUGCAGUGCACCCAGAGCUUUCAGUCUGGGCGGCACUACUGGGAGGUGCACACAUCGAACCACUUGGUGACACUGGGCGUCGCCUACCCCGACCUGGCACGGCGCAAGCUGGGGCCCUACACGGACAACAUCGGCCGUGGGCCCAGCUCGUGGGGGCUCUGUGUUCAGGAGGACAGCGCCCAGGCCUGGCACAACGGGGAGGUCCAGCGCCUCCGAGGGGUGCCAGGGAAGCUGCUGGGCGUGGACUUGGACCUGGCCUCUGGUUGCCUCACCUUCUACAGCCUGGAGCCUGAGACCCAGCGCCUGCACACCUUCCACGCCAUCUUCACCCAGCCCCUCCACCCUGUCUUCUGGCUCCUGGAGGGCAGAACCCUGACCCUGUGCCAUCAGCCUGAGGCCAGGCUCCCUCCAGGGCUCCAGGAAGAGGCCUCGGGGCUCAGCUGAGGAAGGCACAGGAUGGAACUCUGGGCUGGGCACAGGAGCCACCAUGCCUGUGUGCCCACGAGCCACCCCAGCCCCUGGCCUGGGCACCUGCAGCCACAGCUCUCAUGGGGCCAGCUGUGGGCCAGCAGAUUGACUCAGGGUGAGGCUGGGCCACUUGUGGGGGUGGAGGGACCCCCAAACUGGAGUUAACUUUCCCAGCCUCUUUGAAGGGGACAGGGACUAGGAAUGGAGUCAAAUGGGAGGCCCCUGCUCCAGGCAGAGCCCAGUUCCAGGGGCGCCUGGGCGUCAGAGGCAAGGGCAGCGCCCAGGGACUCCUGGUCCUACAGGGAGCCCGUGCCAUGUGGUCCACGCCACAGGCUGCGGCAAAAUAGUGCACUCGCGGCUCCAGCGUGCCUCCCAGAGACAGUGUAGCCAGGGGAGCUUCGGGGUGUGGGGAGGGAACCGCAAACUGUUCCUAGACACAAUCUACGGAAAGGUGGUUUCUACGUCCUCCUUCCCUGUCUCUCUCUCUUCUUUUUUCCUUAACAUUUUGCUAUAUUUUGGUCUCUUAUUUUGUACAUCCUUGUGUUUGCCACUCCAUAAACAGUUGUGUUUUCUACAUUUUUAUGUAACGUAAGCAUUUUUCAUGUUAUAAAAAUUGUUUCCUGAGCGAUGACUAUAUAAACAGUCAUUCUCAU
This is a messenger RNA of Myotis brandtii (Brandt's bat), 1831 nucleotides long. It is a transcript of the gene TRIM65, whose product is annotated as tripartite motif containing 65. The transcript has 6 exons. Gene Ontology annotation, biological process: positive regulation of autophagy. The record is from RefSeq and is a predicted model, not a curated record. Gene Ontology annotation, molecular function: protein binding. Bases 24 to 1154 code for a protein of 376 amino acids. Lineage: Eukaryota; Metazoa; Chordata; Mammalia; Chiroptera; Vespertilionidae.